Molecule: messenger RNA, 531 nt
Organism: Tetrahymena thermophila SB210
Lineage: Eukaryota; Ciliophora; Oligohymenophorea; Hymenostomatida; Tetrahymenidae
Exons: 1
Source: RefSeq, a predicted model, not a curated record
AUGGUAAAGCUUCAUACCAAACCAAUAGUGGAAUAGAGUUAUUAAAAAGGCUACUAUUACGUAAAUAUAACUUGUUAAGGAAACCCAACUUAUUAUCGAGUAGACUUUUUCAUAAGAAAAGGUUACUAUGAUAUUCACUAUCAUGUAUGCAACACAUCCUGCAAGAGUUAAAAAAAAUUAUUUCCAUCUGAAAAUAAUGUUAUUAAUAAUGUAUUCUGCAUAAUAAAGUACAAAUAUAAUACCAUGAUCUGCAACAUUAAUAAACAUCAGCCAAGAAUCAUUCUUAGCACUUUCACUGAGAGUUGGAUAUAUGCCAACCCAAAAAAGAAGAAAAAUUGUUAAAGAAGUAGCAAAUCCAAACUAAAAGAUGAAAUGCUCCAACUUCCAAAGACCUUAUAAAUUUUUUUAUUUGACUCUAAAAUAUAUCAUAUCAAUCAAAGCAAAUAUCAAAUAGAAAUGGAGUAAGUUGACUCCCCAUAGAGUUAAGUAUUAAAAAUUAGUAACUAAAUAAAGGAAAUUCACUUCUGUUGA